AUGGCCAUCAUGACGACAAUCACGUCCGCGCGUGUACGAUUACAGGGACUCGUCUUUUUCUUUCUCGUCACCAUCCUCCUCGCCAUCUACGACACACACGAUUCACGCGCGGCGGGGAUCGUCAGCUAG
Molecule: messenger RNA, 129 nt
Organism: Fibroporia radiculosa
Lineage: Eukaryota; Fungi; Basidiomycota; Agaricomycetes; Polyporales; Fibroporiaceae
Exons: 2
Coding region: 1-129 (42 amino acids)
Source: RefSeq, a predicted model, not a curated record